Haemonchus placei is the source of this 720-nucleotide messenger RNA. The record is from the annotation of a GenBank genome assembly. NCBI's taxonomy places the organism in Eukaryota, Metazoa, Nematoda, Chromadorea, Rhabditida, Trichostrongylidae.
AUGAGUAAUAAUCACCAUAGCUUCGAAAUUCAUUUGAUGGAACCACAACCAUUAGGACCAAUUCACCCUGGAAUAUGGAUCCUAUACAUUAUCGAAUUUUUGGCCAUGGUUUUUGCUGUGGUAUACAUACCAUUUAUUAUACGGAUUUUGAACAAAACUCCAUUACUUCACGGAAACCACUACAUGUGUUAUUGUCUUAUUGUGUAUUUAGAGAGUGCUUUCAACUUCAUUAUUAUUGCCUCAGCAACCUUUACUCAUUCGUGGUGUACCUGCGCAAUGUCACUAUACCUACCUUCGGUUGUAAUCGAACGGUGUUUUGCCUCCAAGUUUAUCAUCGAUUAUGAAAAAAACUCCAGAACUUGGAUAAGCGGAAUCAUCAUCUCAUUGGGUUAUACGGUGUCAGCGAUUAUUGCUGCAAGACGUUACAAUUUUGUGGUCAUGGUAGUAGGCUUUUGUGUAUUAGUGACUAUUUGUUGCUUAUUAUAUAUAGCACUGUACCGUCGUGACUCGGCGAGAUUGCGAGAUAUCAAUCGAGGUGUCAUACCGGAAAACGUUGUCUAUACUCUCAGUACAAGAUUUCAGCUGACGGAAAAUCUCAGAGUGCUGAAGGUAAAUGUUCUUUUUGAUAUUAAAACCACGAUAACUGUUUUGAACACAUCACUAUACUUCAUAAAAACCUGUGGUCCCGAAAGGCAAAGUAAACUAAAUAGCAUAGUUUGA